Molecule: messenger RNA, 6391 nt
Organism: Mya arenaria
Lineage: Eukaryota; Metazoa; Mollusca; Bivalvia; Myida; Myidae
Product: heparan sulfate glucosamine 3-O-sulfotransferase 1-like
Exons: 2
Coding region: 92-1180 (362 amino acids)
Molecular function (GO): [heparan sulfate]-glucosamine 3-sulfotransferase activity
Source: RefSeq, a predicted model, not a curated record
GUUUUGUGAUCCUGAAUGUUUUCAUUGGACAAAAGUGGUUGAAUUUUUAUUAUUGUUUUUGACAAGUAAUGUUUGAUCAGCUUGAAGGGAUAUGAGCGGUGGUUGCAACGGUUCUGCCAACAAGUAUUCCGCCAGCCAGAUCCCAACCUCGGCAGUCAAGUAUACACUGCUGUCCUCGGACACCGAACAAAAGACAUGCCUGUCCAGGAUAACAGCACAGAAAAACCUCAAACAGAAGUUUAUAGGUUUAAUUGUGAUUAUUGUUGUAGUGAUAAUCAGUGUAGUGUACUCCUGCACUUCAUGUGACUGGCAGUGUUCAAAUCUGUGUAUGAAAUCAUCCGACCCACUUAAAUAUGGAAACCAGUCUAGAGUGUUUGUUGCAAAAGGAAAAUUCCAAAAACGUCUUCCUCAUUGCAUAAUAAUAGGGGUGCGAAAAUGUGGCACAAGGGCCUUGCUAGAAUAUCUGGGUUUACAUCCAGAAAUUGUGGCCUCCUAUCAAGAACAACAUUUCUUUAACAAAUAUGAAAAUUACAAGAAAGGGCUUGGAUUUUACCAGUCGGAGAUGUUACCAAGUUAUGAAAAUCAGAUAACCAUGGAAAAGACACCAGGAUAUUUCAUUGACAUCAUGGCCCCAGAGAGAGUGUAUCGGAUGAACAGCAGUAUACGGCUCCUGCUCAUUGUAAGAGAUCCAGUCACACGCUUAAUUUCUGACUAUGCACAAUUGGCUGAGAAGAAUCAAAGAAGUAACUUGACAUACCCUCCAUUUGAGAGCUUAAUUAUAGACAAGAAUGGUGAUGUGAACCUGAAAUUCAAGGCAACUCGCAUCUCUAUAUACUACGAACAUCUCAGACACUGGCUUGAAUUUUUUGACUUGAAGCAAAUCCAUAUUGUUGAUGGUGAAGCCCUUAUAUCAAACCCCUACCCAGAAAUCUAUGCAGUGGAGACCUUCCUCGGCCUCCAUCACCGUAUACCCAGGGACACUUUCUACUAUAAUGAAACAAAGGGUUUCUAUUGUAUCAAUUCUAAGGUUGGUGGGGAGCAAUCCCCCUGUCUUGGUGAAACUAAAGGAAGAAAACAUCCCCCUGUAGAUCCUCAAGUCAUUCAACAGCUCCGUGAGUUUUAUAAACCAAGAAAUGAAAAAUUCUUCAGCCUGGUGAAGCGAACAUUUGAUUGGCAGUAAAAUGGUAGGAAUCUGCUGAAUAAUUCAAGGUUGUGCAUUUUCCAGGCGUUGUACAAAAAUAAAUAUGAAUUUACCCGAGUUAAUAACAUUUACCUGAUAGAUCUGAAGUGUUAAAUCUAGUGCAUGAAUAAUAGAAAUAAUGGUGCUGUGUCUUGGUGAAGCACUAUGGCAGUGAAGAACUAUUUAUUGUCUAUAUAACUAUUGUCAAUAUAUUGUCUUAUAUUAGAUCACAAUGAUCUCUCAAUUAGGUGCUGCAAUUUUCUGUAGUUGGGAUGGAACCUCAAGGUAGUAAUGUACAAUGGCAAAGACUUAGUAGUAUUAAUCUUUUAUGCCAGUCGGGAAGAGCUUAGUGCGGCUGUCGAGAGUGCCAAAUAGGAGGUUGCGGGAGUUGUCGGGUCGCUGAGGAGAUUGUUCCCGAAAAUGGGAGCUUCACUGACUGAAUAAUGAAGAUGAGCUUGUUUAAAAAUCAAGUCCUUUAUUUUGAAAGCAAACACAUAUAUAUAUAUAUAUAUAUAUCAAUAAACACAAAGUACAAAAGAUGUUACAAAUAGUUAAACUAAUUUGGGGAAAAUAGCAUACAACUCGCUUUUAAAAAUGCAUGUGAAAGGUUAACUGCUUGACAACAUUUUAUAUUACUAUUAGUUUAAUUUAAUAAUUGUUUGUUUAAUAACAUUAAUAAAAUGAACUUUAUAAAUACUUGCAAACAGAAAUAAGAUCUGUACAUUUCUAAGUGAGUUCAUAUUUUUAGACAAAUAAUUGAAUAACAUAAUUUUCACAUAAUUCAAACUUUUUAUUACAUGAAAAUAACUUCUAAAUGUUUUUAAAAAUAAAUUCACAAAAUAUUUAAACUAUUAUAUUUAAAAGUACUUUGAUAAAAUAAAUUGAGUUAAACACAAAAAGUUAUAUAUAAAAAUAAUGACAACAUACCUGAAUAAUGAAGAUGAGCUUGUUUAAAAAUCAAGUCCUUUAUGAUUUUCAGGACACAGGCUUCAUCUUAAAUACUAAGUUUUCAACAAUAUGAUACAGAUCUCAGAUUUGAUAAGCAUCAUUAAAUCAUUCGUCAACUUGUCAGUACAAAAGUUAUAAAAUUGAAGCUGAGUAGCCUGAGGGAUUGUGCUACUGUUUUGAAGAAAAAUAUAUGAUAGGUUGACAUCAAUUAAUGUAAUUAAAGGAAACCACUUAGCCUAAGGUGGCCAAAUUAUUAAACUUAAAAACAAGUUAAGAAUCUAAAAAGAUAUUUAUUAGCUGCCAAAAAUAUUAUACAGGCUGCAGGCAUUAAUAUGUUUACAUGAUUUAUAGACAUGCAAAGUUCGAAAAGGAGUUUUUAGUCAUAAUAGUUAUUCUUAAACUAUAUCUAAAUAAGUAAUUUUGAGUUAUUUAACAACAUACACAUAUUAUCCACAUAAAAUAAAUAUUUGUAAUUUACAAUUAUCAUUUUUACAUAAAUUUAUAUUUAAUUUAUGUAACAAAAAUGUGGGGCAUAAUAGUAUUAUGAACAUUUUACAACAUUAAUAAAGAUAAUUAUACUUAAUUGUCAUAGAAAUGCAUGUAGUAAUAAUAGUAUGAGAGUCUGAUUGUAAGAUCCAGUGGCACCAGGGACUCAGAUUUUCAGUUUGAGUUCCUUGGACCAAUAUGAAUAUCAUUUGAUAAACGAUCUUGGAAGGGUGUAAACAAUGUGUGAAUGCUAACAGAAUUCUUUAAUAUGACAAGCUUAUCAAGAAGAGAUUUUAACUUUGAUUGGUAUAGUCAACAUGUGAAAAGUUACAAGCAGAUUUCAUGUAUUGUAUUUAUUUGAAAUUUUAAACUAGUCACUCCAUGGGCACAACCAUACUGUUUAUUUUCAGAAUAAAUGUAUAAACAAUGAUGCCAUAAUUUACGGCUUACCUCACAUUUGCUUUAAGACCCAGUAUUUCUGCUUGGCGCUGUCCAGGUCUGUUCAAAUAAUAAUUUCUAAGAUCUUUAUGAAUCUGUUGGUUUUUUAUUUGGGUAAAUAUUUCAACAGAAGGGCAGAAAAUUAUGUUUUGUCUUCUCAAGUCAGCCAUUCAACUCUAUACCAAAAAUGCUCAUAAAAUACGAGAAAUUUCAAUCUUAUUAGUGAUUUUAAAAUUUACGUAACCUGUGACAAAACUUAGUUUCUUUCGGAACUUUUGUCUUCAACAUAUCUUACUUAAAUAAAUUUUUCUGUACAGUUGACUGGUUUGCAUUGAGACACCUUUAUGACUGUGGUAAUAUAAUGUACGGUUGACUGGUUUGCAUUGAAAGACCUUUAUGACUGUGGUAAUAUAAUGUACGGUUGACUGGUUUGCAUUGAGACACCUUUAUGACUGUGGUAAUAUAAUGUACGGUUGACUGGUUUGCAUUGAGACACCUUUAUGACUGUUGUAAUAUUAUGUACGGUUGACUGGUUUGCAUUGAGACACCUUUAUGACUGUGGUAAUAUAAUGUACGGUUGACUGGUUUGCAUUGAGACACCUUUAUGACUGUGGUAAUAUUAUGUACAGUUGACUGGUUUGCAUUGAGACACCUUUAUGACUGUGGUAAUAUAAUGUACGGUUGACUGGUUUGCAUUGAGACACCUUUAUGACUGUGGUAAUAUAAUGUACAGUUGACUGGUUUGCAUUGAGAGACCUUUAUGACUGUGGUUAUAUUAUGUAAAGUUGACUGGUUUGCAUUGAGAGACCUUUAUGACUGUGGUAAUAUUAUGUAAAGUUGACUGGUUUGCAUUGAGAGACCUUUAUGACUGUGGUAAUAUUAUAUAUGAUUGACUGGUUUGCAUUGAGAGACCUUUAUGACUGUGGUAAUUUUAUGUACUGUUGACUGGUUUGCAUUGAAAGACCUUUAUGACUGUGGUAAUUUUAUGUACUGUUGACUGGUUUGCAUUGAAAGACCUUUAUGACUGUGGUAAUAUAAUGUACUGUUGACUGGUUUGCAUUGAAAGACCUUUAUGACUGUGGUAAUAUAAUGUACAGUUGACUGGUUUGCAUUGAAAGACCUUUAUGACUGUGGUAAUUUUAUGUACUGUUGACUGGUUUGCAUUGAAAGACCUUUAUGACUGUGGUAAUAUGAUGUACUGUUGACUGGUUUGCAUUGAAAGACCUUUAUGACUGUGGUAAUAUGAUGUACUGUUGACUGGUUUGCAUUGAAAGACCUUUAUGACUGUGGUAAUAUGAUGUACUGUUGACUGGUUUGCAUUGAAAGACCUUUAUGACUGUGGUAUAUUAUGUACUGUUGAUUUGUUUGCAGCCAGCAGACCUGUGGUUAUAUUAUGUUUUCUAAUAUACUCAGGAUGUGGUAGGUAGUUUCAGUUGUUUUUAGUUUUUGUAAAUUUAACAAUGAUGAGAAGCUUGCAGCUAUAUUUUUUAUUUGUGUUUCAAAACAUAAAACGGGUAUAUUCAUGACAUUAUUAUUAAAGUUGAUCAUGUUUAAUGGUUGUUUGUUUUACAAACCUUACCUAUAUAUUGCAAUGUAGAUUAAUCAUUAUAUAGACAUGUACAUUUUUGUAUCGGUUUUGGCUUAGAAUAAACUUCAAAAGGAAGUGAAAUAUAUUUAAUGAAAUAUAAAUAUUUCAAUAUAAUCAAAGUAACCUAACCAUAUUUGUUAACAUCAACUGAUUGCUUGUAUGCAUUCAUCAAAUUAACAUCAGCAAGCAUUACAAUAAAGGUUGCAUUCGGAACACCUCGGCCAUUUUCCAUUGAAAACAACCUCUGAUGUUAAUGGACGGUUUACAAUGUCAGAAAUUUUGACAAUUAAAUACACUGCAAGUAGAUCGCAUAGUAAUUUCAAUUCAGCAGUUAAACUUAAUGACUUUAAUCCUGAGAAUCUUAGUUAUAUCAAUUUAAACCUCGAUAUACAAAAUACACAUUCAAACCAUACAAUUAGUUAAUACUCAUAAUUAUUUAAAAUUUUGCUAACUACUUCUACUAAUGUACCAGCAUACAUCCAAGGUUGUUUUCGAUGGAAAAUGGCUGAGGUGUUCGGAAUGUAAAGGUUAAAGAGAAAUUUUAAAUCUAUGGAUUAUUGAGUAAAAAAACCCAACUGGGAACAGUACUAGUUUAAUUGCUUUAUAAAUAAAUUAUUUUUUCAGUAAUUCACUCAGCGAAUAUCACAUUAUACUAAAGACCCAUUGUAUAUACCUAUUUUCUGUUUCAUUGAAACAUUUACACCCUGAAAUUGUUUGUCAAAUGUUAUUUUGAAAUUGAUGAAUUCCAUCAAGUCUCAAAUAAGUAUGAAACUGUACCCCUUGAUAUUAAAUCUUAAAUAGUCACCUUUGUUCAGUGCGUCAGUGACUUUUAAUUUCCAAGCUAUUUAAAUUGCCUUUGUCAUUCUUCCAUAUCAUCUAUUAUAUUAUUUACCUCACUCCAAUGACUUAUAUUAUUACAUUUCAUUUCAUGACACAUCUGAUCAUUAUUUUUAUUUUAUUUUAUGGUACCACUCUGUUGUAAGGGAUCAGGUCAUCAACAACCAAUAAUGAAUUUUUUAUGUGCAAAAUGUAUAUUUGAUUUGAUAUUUAAUAUUGUAGAAUAGUUGACAUUUAUAAUGUAUCAUUUUGGUACUGAAUUCUCUUACUUCUGUUUCCUUUCAAUGGUACAGUGUAAGCGUCUUGGGUAGUGUUUUGAAUACAGUAGUGAUCUCUAGUAUUCUGUCAAAUUUCUUUUUUUCUUAAAAAAACCUUGACACUGAUGGCCCAGUACAAUUUUUGAAUAUUAUUUUUUCAAUAUCUUUCUUAAUUUACGACCGAAAAGCAAUCUUUUUGUACAUCCCACAUGAAUGUUUAAGAUGUUGAAUAAUGAUCAUUUCAGAAAUAAUUAGUUAAAUUAUUAUUAGCAGAUAAUGAUUUAUUUUCUUGCUAACAAAUUCUUUGAAGUGGCCACUUUAUAUAUUAAGUAGUUUAAUUUUUAAUUGUUUAAAUUAUGCAGAAUGUUAAAUAUCCAUCUGAACAUUUUUGGUUUCAUAAAGAAAUUAACAAGAUAAUUUGCAUAAUUUUUUAUUCCUACACUUUUUUCUUUUGUACACAUUCUUUCAUCUCUGUGAUAUACUUGUAUACAUGAACUGGUUCAUGCUCCAACAUUUUCUCCUUAUAUAACUAUUUAUACAUGCAAGCGACAUUUGUCCCAUGCCCCAGUGGCAUCAGGUUUUAAUCCAUUGUUCAUAUUGAACUGGCCAGAUCGGUCACAUUAUACCAUGUAUAUAUCUACAAUAAAUAUUAUAACA